UACUGUAGCCAAGUUUCGAGCCCCCAUUGCUGUGUACUGCGGCAGCGUUCCCAAGAUGAAACCUGGAUUCGCGUCUCUGCACAAUGGUGAUUCCAACCUGCAGCUGUACGGAAACCGCUGGGCUGGAGCUGACCCAGCUGCUCUUCAGUCCUCCUUGAGCCUCCAGAUGAAGAGGUCCUACUUGUGGGGUGGAGAUGACCGUGACCUUCAGCCAGAAAUUCUGCCCCCACCGCUGGACUUGGAGGGUAAAAGUGACCCCUUCUAUAAGAGCCAGAGGAAUGAGGAGGUUGAUAGCGCGGCCCUGGAGACGGCCCGGCUGAAGGACAAGCUGAAACGGAAGAUGUCUGAAAGCUCCAGUGCCAGAGGAGCACCGACUGAGUCCAUGAACACGCCUCUGAAACCCGCCGUUCCAAGGAGCGCCUCACAGAGGUUGAUGACGGUCACAAAGCCUGUACCUCCCAUCCAGAAGAGUCCGACACCUCGCCUGGGGACCUCAGAGGAGGACGGCCUGUGGAAGAAUGGACUGGAGAAUGAAGACCACAUGGAAGGACAGAGGGAGAAGACCUCAGCUAUCACAGAGAGCUCCCUGCAGUACGUACGCUCCAGCGCAGAGAGGAAACGGAAAUCUCUUGGCGGGGUGGUCAUACCGCCCAUCUCCAAAUCUUCCAACUUUCGAGCAGAUCAGGUUCGCAACAAUAGUGCCCAGCAUGCUGGAAAUUCACCCAGGAGUGAGGCCGCACGCAAAAGUUUUUCAUUGGAGCUGGAAACCGACCGGAUAUCUGAUGCUGAUCCUGCUGUGGAAAGCGAUUCGGAUCCGAUCUCAUCCAAACCGACU
Staurois parvus is the source of this 835-nucleotide messenger RNA. The record is from the annotation of a GenBank genome assembly. Lineage: Eukaryota; Metazoa; Chordata; Amphibia; Anura; Ranidae.